Messenger RNA from Hibiscus syriacus, 1354 nucleotides. Its product is annotated as probable protein phosphatase 2C 2. The record is from RefSeq and is a predicted model, not a curated record. Gene Ontology annotation, biological process: protein dephosphorylation. Gene Ontology annotation, molecular function: protein serine/threonine phosphatase activity. Lineage: Eukaryota; Viridiplantae; Streptophyta; Magnoliopsida; Malvales; Malvaceae. The transcript has 4 exons. Bases 109 to 1299 code for a protein of 396 amino acids.
CUCAAAUUGAAUCGAUUUUAUCCAGCUCUGGAAGAGAGUAACAGCUUUGUAAGGGGCGGCGGUUUUGUGUUUGCUUAUGGUAAUCGUCUGAGAAAACGAGAAACAAAGAUGGUGGCGGAAGCUGAGGUUGUUUGUCAACAGAGCGUCCCGGUGUUGGACGUUUCUUUUUUCGGUAAAGGAAGUAACAUCGAGGAGGUUGAUGAAAUUGUCGCGAUUUCCUCGCCCAAGUUCGGGAAACUUGCUGGUGUCGAUUGUGUUACCGCCGAUUUAUCAUCGGCCUCUCAUUUGGAUGUAAAAUCUCAGGAAAAAGUCCCUGAUCCAAGCAUUGAAUCUAUGAUCCUGCAGUUUGUUCCAGAAAUCCGAUCGGGUAGCUUUGCGGAUAUCGGACCCAGGAGAUACAUGGAAGAUGAACACAUUAGAAUAGAUGAUCUAUCUUCACAUUUGGGACCCCUUUUAAAGUUCCCAAAGCCUAGUGCUUUUUAUGGGGCGUUUGAUGGCCAUGGAGGCCCUGAAGCAGCCGCUUACAUAAGGAAACACGUCCUUCGAUUCUUUUUCGAAGAUGUCGAUUUUCCACAGACUUGUGAAGUUAACGAUGUUUUCAUGGAAGGGGUUGAGAACUCCCUUAGUAAAUCAUUUCUUCUUGCAGACCUCGCUCUUGCGGAUGAUUGUACUGUGAAUAGCUCUUCUGGAACAACAGCGCUUGUUGCUAUGAUAUUGGGAAGAGUUCUAAUGGUGGCCAAUGUUGGCGAUUGCCGAGCAGUUCUCUGUCGGAAAGGGGAGGCAAUAGAUAUGUCCGAAGACCACAGGCCUAUUUAUCCAUCGGAACAGAGGAGGGUUGAAGAGUUGGGUGGGUUUAUAGAUGAUGGGUAUCUGAAUGGUGUUCUAUCAGUUUCCCGAGCCUUGGGGGAUUGGGACAUGAAGUUCCCCAAGGGCUCUUCGUCGCCUCUCAUUGCAGAGCCCGAGUUUCGACAAAUGAUUCUAACAGAAGAUGACGAGUUCCUCAUCAUAGGGUGUGAUGGGAUAUGGGACGUUAUGUCAAGUCAGCAUGCGGUCAGCCUAGUUCGAAGAGGAUUGCGGCGGCACGAUGAUCCCGAGCAAUGUGCAAGAGACCUUGUCAGGGAGGCCUUACGUCACAACACAUUCGAUAAUCUCACGGUGAUCAUGGUAUGCUUUUCUUCAGGCGAUCAGCGGGAGCAGCAACCAUCUCCUAGGCCGAGAAGAUUGAGGUGUUGCAGCCUGUCCGCGGAGGCCCUGUCUAGCUUGAGGAGGAGCUUGUUGGAUGCGAAUGGGAAUUGGUGAAAGUAAAUAGGGUAAACCAUUAAAACUGUUUAUGGCUGCUUCAGUAAAAGCUACC